Mangifera indica (mango) is the source of this 1494-nucleotide messenger RNA. Its product is annotated as hemolysin A. NCBI's taxonomy places the organism in Eukaryota, Viridiplantae, Streptophyta, Magnoliopsida, Sapindales, Anacardiaceae. Gene Ontology annotation, molecular function: methyltransferase activity; RNA binding. The record is from RefSeq and is a predicted model, not a curated record. The coding region runs from base 115 to 1041 and encodes 308 amino acids. Gene Ontology annotation, biological process: methylation. The transcript is spliced from 9 exons.
GUUGACGACAUGUCGUUUUGCUUAUCAUCAAAACGGUGAAGAGAAGAGCGGCUAACAAAACAAACCCUUUCAUCAACGUUUCACUGCACUCGCGAGGAAGACUUCAUCAAAUUAAUGGCACUGCAAACUCUGAAGCUCCUUACGAUCUCUAGCUGUUGCAACACUUCAAGCUUGUUUUUAUUCUCCAAUUCCACCUCUCAUACUCUUCUUGGAAGAUGGCUGAAAGGCCAAAGACAAAACCCCAUCAGAAUGUUUGCUGUUUCUAAAUCACAAAAGAUUCAAAUACCCAAAAAGAAAAGGAGGCUGGAUGAGGUUUGUCUUGAAAGGUUUCAGCAAUAUAGUCGAACUUAUAUACAGUCUUGGAUUUUACAAGGUAAAGUUUUUGUUGAUGGAAAGAUGGUGAACAAAGCUGGAACGCCAAUCUCUGAUAAGGCAAUUGUAGAAAUAAAUGCUGAAGUACCAAAAUAUGUAUGUAGAGCUGGACAUAAGUUGGAAGCUGCUAUUGAACAGCUGAAUGUUGAUGUUGUGGGUAAAGUAGCACUUGAUUCAGGACUAUCCACUGGAGGAUUUACUGACUGCCUACUUCAGUAUGGUGCAUUGAUUGUUUAUGGAGUUGAUGUAGGUUAUGGACAGGUAGCAGACAAAAUUCGCCGAGAUGAACGCGUUUGUGUGAUAGAACGAACAAACUUAAGAUACCUCUCUAUACUCCCGCAAAAAGUUAAUUUGGUGACUUUGGACCUUUCAUUCAUUUCUAUUCUCACGCAGGUCAUGCCAGCGGUGGUAAAUUUGAUGACAGAAGAGGCAACUUUAGUUACCCUGGUCAAACCUCAAUUUGAAGCUCACAGAUCACAAGUAGGAGGUGGUGGGAUUGUGAGAGAUCCUCUAGUCCAUCAGGAGGUUCUUGAAAAAAUCAUAAAAGGGGUGGAGAAUUUCGGAUUCCAAAAUAAAGGGUGGAUUGAGUCUCCUCUAAAAGGUGCAGAGGGUAAUGCAGAAUUUCUAGUUUGCUUUAGCCGGAUAGCUGAGAAACAAGCAGAAGAAUAAACCCCUUAAGAAACAAAAUCAGAUGCCCAGCUAUGAACCCUUUGAUUUGAGAAAUACGAAUACACAAGAUUCUACAUGCAGUGUGGUUGCAUUCAAGCCAGAGAAAGUUUUGUUACAUCUGAUUCCAUAUAUUGAUCCUAUUUAUAAGCGAGCCAUCCUAAUUUUCUCUCCCAAAGUUCAUCAGAAAAUAAAUAGCCACUAACGUUGUGUUUGUUUUGUUUAUCUCCAUGUUUUUACAUUGCCAGCAUUUCUAAUCUGAAGUAUUCUUUUAAGCAUUUUCAUUGUACCUGGCCAACAACUGAGAACCACUGGACCAGAUGUUAUUCAACCGCUACUCCAUGUUUAUCUAGAGCAGCAUCGCUAGCAACUCUGCAAGUAACAAUUUUAUUGUAUAUUUCUUGUGACAGAACCUAAAAUCACUGAAUGAAACAGAAAUUUUUGCUUCAAGUAUAA